CGUGUGCUGCUGCCAGUGGCAGUGCUGGCAGGUGCGGGAGCCCAUCCCAUCCCCGUGUCGACAUCGGGGUGUAUUAGGAGCUAAGUGGAGGGUUAGUGAGGACUCCUUAGACUGGAGGAAGCGGCGUGGUGCCAGUCUGGGCUGGUCUCUGCGAUUACGUCCCUGCGGGUGUGUCAGCUAAAAGCCCGCAGGGAGUGGUGCAGCACUGACACAUGCGAGCCUAGCGGAGCCCGAGCGGCCACGGCGUCAGCUGAGGAGCGAUGGCAUCGGCAUCUCCCACUGCAGCCACCUCGCAGUCCACCCUGCCCUCCGGACCGGUCGUCUUCAAAACCAUCCCCUACGCCUUCAUCCUGCCGGAGAUAAUCUGCGGGGCCUGGGUUUGGAUCCUCGUUGCUGCUACCUCAGUCUCCUUCCCACUGCUGCAGGGAUGGGUUAUGUACGUGUCCCUCACCUCCUUCCUCAUCUCCCUGUUGCUCCUCAUAAGUUACCUCUUCGGCUUUCACAAAAACAGCAACAACUGGAAAGUGCUGGAUAGUUUGUACCACGGUGCCACAGCCAUUCUGUACAUGAGCGCUGCUGUCUUGCAAGCCAACGCGACAAUCAACUCCGAGUUCAGCUUCAGCUCACCACGCUACUACCAGCUCAACUGUGCGGCAUCGUUCUUCGCCUUCAUCACGACCUUCCUGUAUAUCCUUCAUGCCUUCAGCAACUACUACCAGUGAGCCUGGUGGAGAUGGCACCAGCUUCACAUCUUCAGGAUGAGGGCGUUCCUAGAGCAAAGGCAGCAGUGGGCUUCCAGAGGUGUCCUGGCACCUCCACCGACCCCGGCGAGACGUGGUUGUUCUUUCAGUUCAUUGAAAGAGGGUUUUUUGUACA
Molecule: messenger RNA, 876 nt
Organism: Lagopus leucura (white-tailed ptarmigan)
Lineage: Eukaryota; Metazoa; Chordata; Aves; Galliformes; Phasianidae
Gene: MALL
Product: mal, T cell differentiation protein like
Exons: 4
Coding region: 261-722 (153 amino acids)
Biological process (GO): myelination
Cellular component (GO): membrane
Molecular function (GO): structural constituent of myelin sheath
Source: RefSeq, a predicted model, not a curated record